GGCGGCGGCACCAGCUGUCCCGGGGGCUGCCCGGUGUCGCCGGCAGCCCGCGCUAGAAGGCGCUUUGGGAGGAAGGCGCCACGAGGAUAUUGGACUACCAGCAGCUUCGGGUUGCCGGGAAAGGGGCGGAAAUUUAAAAAUGUCAAAAAUCACUACAGAGCUGCUGUUGGAAAGAGCGGUUCCCAGGUCUACCAGGCUUCGAAAGAUUGAGACCCUGAACCUAUCCAAGCUGCAAUUAAAGACUGGAGACUUGGACCCACGGCUCUUCUCCCGGCUGCGACACCUGCAAAAACUUGACAUUUCUGAUAAUGAACUGGUGAAGUUUCCGAACAGCCUCACUCUGCCCGAGUUGCGUGUGCUCAACUGCAGUAAUAAUCAGCUGGAUGAUGUAACCACCCUAAAGCAGUUCCCAAAGCUGGAGGAGCUAAGCUAUGAGAACAACAUGGACUUGACACGCAAUGAUGACCAUAAGGUCAUAUUUCUUUUACAAAACCUUCGUUUACUCAAUGGCAAGGAUGUGACCAAAUUAGCUGAUCACGUGAGACAGAUCAGCAGUCAAAAACUCACCAGUAAGGUCACUACUUACUGGGAGAAAAACUUCCGAGACCAACUGCCCAAGGAUUGCACAGCUGAGGAUGUAAAAGCCAUCAGGAAGAAGUUCUUGAAAUCUGUUCAAACCCACGUCAUCUUUGGACCUAGCUCACUCCGAGAAUUUACCCGAUGGCGGGUGAAGACAAUAGCAGAAGAAUUCUUGGAAUCUUUGUUGGGACAGGAAGAGAACACAAACCCUGAACUGGAGGAAAGGGUGGAUGAUGAGGAGGAGGAGGAGGAGGAGAAUACAGAAAGCCCUGGGGAGGUUAUGGAGGAAGUGGAUCAGGUGAUUUCAACCCCCAGCAAGAGAAAAGGAAAUCGUUCACCAGCAGGAUCUGGGAACAAAAGGCCACGGCCCCAGCCUAACCCCAAGGAAAUUGUGCUGAGCCCCAGGAAGUCCAGUCAUUUGCAGGAUGAGCCAACACCCGAGAAACCAAGAGCAUCGAACCAGAAGGCCAAGCUGGCAAAGCCUGGCCAAGGUGCUGAAGGGACUCAGCGAAAUGGAGAGCAGCUCCCCAAAGGACAGAGCCACAGAAGAUCCAGCCAGCUGGCAGAGCAGCAAAAGAGCCAGGAACAAGACAAAGGGGUUGUUAGCUUGACCCCAGUGAAGGACCUAGAAGGCGAGGACGUCAUUCUGGAGCCAUUGCACUUUCUCCAGUGUCACAGCAAAAGCAACAGCCGCGAAGAUUUUAAAACGCAGCUCUGGUCCUGUGCAUUUGAGCCUCUGCUAGAUGGUGGGACCAGGAAGGAUCCCAUAGUGAGCUCAUCUCGAACUGUGGCUACAUGUGGAGGAGAGGCUGUUUGUCUAAUUGACUGCGAGACUGGAAUAGUGCUGAAAAAGUACAAAGUGCCUGCGGAGGAGUUUUUCACUGUUGCAUGGACAACUCUAACAAUGGUAAAUAAAGACAAUCGGAAAAGAACCCAUAAUAUUUUGGCAGCAGCUGGAAGAAGAGGAAUUGUCAAGCUGAUCCAUGUAACAGCUGACUUCUGUUACGGAGAGAUAAAGGCCCACAAGAAGCCCAUUGCUACGGCCUGCUUCAGCACUUCAUGUGAGACCCACCUCUUUACUGCAUCCUAUGACAAAAGAAUUGCCCUGUGGGAUAUCGGUGUUCCAGAUUGUGACUACAACUUCAAAGCAAGUCAGUUGUUGGUGAUGGAAGCUGUCUCUGUGCCAUUACGGAUUGCCCUGGUCCCUUCCUGCCCAGAUCAGUAUCUGCUAGCUGGUUGUGAAGAUGGUUGCUUUGCCUGGGAUAUUAGAUUGGAUAGACCACAGAAGAACAGGCCUUUUGAAGUUACGUUCCAGUUUCCUGAUGAGGAGGGAGAAGAGACCACUUCCCACAGAGUUGAUGGCUUGGCUUUUUUGAACAAGGAUGUUGUAGUUUCCAAGAGCUCUAAGGCAGGUACUAUCUACAUGUGGAGCUGGAGUCAAUCUAUGGAGGCCAGUGGAACUGCGUGUCAGAGAUCAGCCCCUGCAGUUAUCCUGGCUGAACUAGAGUGGUCACCAACAGACUUGCCCUACCUCACCCUCAGCACCUGUCCAGCAAAGGAGUAUGUGUUUUGUGGUGAUGAAAAUGGAAGCGUGUGGAUGUACAACCUCAGCAACCACUCGGCCUGGAGCACUGCUGCAAGAAGAAAGCGCUCAGACAAGAGUAUAGCUGCCACACAGAUUCUCAAAUGGCCAGAACUUCGAGCAAACGGUGAAGUGCUGACUGACGUCUUAAUAAACAACGUGAUAACAGAUCCUACCUUCACUUAUCUCAUUGCUUUAACUAGUGUGAACAUAGCAGCUAUUUGGAAGAAAACAUAGCUUGCUGUUUGAUGACAAUUUUCACUCCCAUAGUUGGAAAUAGUGCAGUAUUAGUGACUGUUUACAAGUGUAAUCAUGACGUUUUCUAGAGAGCCAUUGUCAUGCAAGCAGUACAUAUUCUGUCAUUAUAAACAUCCCGUUUCUUUUACUGAGAAUUUCCACAAUUUGUGUAUUUGUUUUAUAGAAAUGACACUUAAUAAAACUUAAUACCAGUUCA
Molecule: messenger RNA, 2615 nt
Organism: Gavialis gangeticus (Gharial)
Lineage: Eukaryota; Metazoa; Chordata; Crocodylia; Gavialidae
Gene: LRWD1
Product: leucine rich repeats and WD repeat domain containing 1
Exons: 16
Coding region: 140-2398 (752 amino acids)
Biological process (GO): establishment of protein localization to chromatin; chromatin organization
Cellular component (GO): nuclear origin of replication recognition complex
Molecular function (GO): protein binding; chromatin binding
Source: RefSeq, a predicted model, not a curated record